Messenger RNA from Tuber aestivum (summer truffle), 4431 nucleotides. NCBI's taxonomy places the organism in Eukaryota, Fungi, Ascomycota, Pezizomycetes, Pezizales, Tuberaceae. The record is from the annotation of a GenBank genome assembly.
AUGUCUACCGCCGGACACCAUCAAGCGGUCGGAUCCUACCAGCAGCCCCAGGAGAUGGAGGAGAAGGCCCGGGGCAGAGAAAGAAAUAGAGACGGAAUGGUGGAUGGGGGUGGGGGUCAGGUUAUCGGUGGUCCGCUGACCAGCAGCUCAGACCCCCCUUCGAGGAAAAGGAGGAGGAGUAGGAAAGGGCUGGACAAGAAGUUCGAGUGCCCGGAGGAAGGAUGCGGUAGAAGCUAUUCUAGGGCGGAGCACUUGUACAGGCACCAGCUGAAUCGUAAGGUUUCCCUUAAGAUCUCCCGAGCCUUCUUAAAGGGCGGCUGUCGAUGAGCUAUCAGUCCCUUCCCUUUGUUUAUUAACCUCAUAUUGGGGAAUCUUUGAUAAAGGGAAUGUUCAUUUUCCGCCCUUUGGAGCAACCAAAGCAGCGCCAGAGCCAUUAAUUUGAGCAGCCGACAGUGCUGACUGUUGAUGGGCUAUAGAUCAACCAAAGCAGAUAUAUUUUUGCGAUUUCCCCGACUGCAAACGAUCGUUUGUCCGUCAAGACCUGUGCAUGCGGCACCGGGAUCGCCAUACGAAUCGGCCGGGCUCUCAGCUCCAGAGAAAGGAUAGCCUUCUAAAUAAUCCUGCGGGAGCAGCCGCUAGGAGCAUUCUCUCGGACAGAAAGAGUUCCAUGAGUAAGGGCUCUUCUUCUCCGGAAUCACCAAAUGGCCCGGAUCUCAUGAUGAAGGGUGGAGAGGACGAAUCCCCUAUUAUGACACCUAAUGGAGUUUCUGUGAAUAUGACUGCAUCCCCUGAUACCAGCCUGUCGUCCGCUACCUUACCUAAUUCCUCGAGUGCUACCACGCCGAAUGUUGAUAAUCGGGCCAAAAUUCGAAGAACGACCACCGAUUCUGGAACUGCCCAGCGAGCGGCGAAUGGGAUGACGGAAAUGCACGCGCAGGCGGCGAGGAGAUAUAGUAUAGAACAUGUGAGAUCGAAAUCUGAAGCAUCUCCCGUUGAUGUCAAUACUUUAUAUGGUGGUGGUCAGCAACGUCCAGGAUUGCCCAGCGGCAAAUCCGAUUUCGCUCGUCCACCACUCCAAACCUCUGUGGGGCCUAGCCAAACCAUCAGUGGAAUGAGCAUGCAGCCAUUAUCAGCGUCCAGUGUGUCCUCUGGGGGCCAUUUUUCUGCACAUCCCACUAGCGCAACAACCGCUGGAUCAUCUAUGGCGGCAACUACUGGCACAAGUGCGGGCCCUGCAUACAUUCCUCAAACCUCUUUUGGCUCCUUUUCCCUACCACAGCCGGCCUAUCCAAAUCUUAGCCAGAGCAACGCCCCCAACCAGGGCCAGGGCCAGUACAUCACGUCACCCCCCACGAGCUCAUCUUCGGUAGGUGCAUCGAAUCCUAUUGGCGGCGUUACUACGACAGAUGUGGAUUUUGACCCUACGGGUUUCCCGUUUACGGUGCCUGUUUUUGGUAAUGACGGCUAUACUCGGUCUCCGAAUUGGAUGGCGAGCGAUUUUGCUGCUUGGUUUUUCGAGGACACGCAACUGCCCGGUGGGGGUAGAACUUCUUCCAUUAGCGGUAGCUAUAUUGAUAGUCUCGCGAUGGGGUCGCAGAACAUCUAUAUGGGCAGCCAAGAGUACCAAACUCACAACUAUUACCCCCACCCGCUACAGCCACAGCAUCCUAUGGCGGUUACGAGUCUGAUAGCCCCCCCAAGCCCCCCUCAAGAGUCCCUUUUGUCGGAGCAUAAGCGACAGGACUUGAUGGAUCUUAUUGAGAACUAUCCCGAGAUGUCCGAUCUUCCCCAGCGUACGGGUUCUCUAGCGCUCAAUUCCGCCGAAGAUGACUCACAUGCUUUGAGUCUACAUAUGAUGCAGUCUUACAUUUCUAGCUAUUGGCUUCACUUCCAUCCACAGCUCCCUAUACUUCACAGGCCAACGUUUUCGGCCGACAAAACCCCCAGCAUUCUCCUCCUCACAAUGAUGGCCAUCGGUGCAUCCCUAAUCGGCACCAAGGUGGAUCCGACUGUCGCCCAAGCAGCAACAGCACUGUCUGUUAUUCUAGCCUGGAAUCUUCGAUCGCAGAUAUUUUCGGAUGUGGAUUUCCGACCUCCAGCGAAAUUAUGGGUCUUCCAGGCGUUGCUUUUGUUGGAAACCUUCGAGAAGAUGUUCGCCUCUAGGGCGCUUCAUGAGCGGGCUCAUAUACACCACGCUACCACUCUCACACUGAUGAGGAGGGGUUCUUCGUUGACUGGAAGGUGUGCCUAUGAUUCCCCACAAAGCGGACGUGAUGUCAAGUCCAACAGUGACGGCGGCAGUGCAGCGUUUUCCGGCCAAUCAUCGGGCUCCGCACCGGUGGAGGAUGCAUGGAGUCGAUGGAUCGUUAACGAGGCGACAAAAAGAGCGGCCUUUGCGGCCUUUGUGCUUGAUUCAACUCACGCUACCAUGUUUGGUCAUUCAGCUGUCUUGGUAGCACACGAGAUGCGGCUGCAGCUUCCCUGUGACGAGACGCUUUGGGCGGCAACCAAUGGAGCCGAAGUGUUCAAGAUUGAGCAUUCCCUGCUGCAAGCCGGGGUUAAGCCCACGACCUUCCUUGACGGCUUGAAAAAGACGCUGAACGGGCAGAACGUGCGAACCAAUUCUUUCGGGCGGACUAUACUUAUGGCUGGUUUGUUAAGUGUGAGUUGGCACAUGGCCCAGAGGGAUCUCCAGGUUACAUCUCUUGGUGUGGCUGCGCAGCUUGGAGGGAAGGAUAAAUGGCGGCAGGCCCUAACCCGAUCCUUUGACCACUGGAAAAAAGAUUUCGACAGCGCACUAGAUGGGAUCAGGGCAGGGUCGAGUACGUACGAGGGUUCUAACUAUUACUUGCCCUCCACCGAGGACGUUGAACACGAAACCACCUUCGAAAGUCGGAAUGUGAUGCACCACCUAGCUCACAUGUCAAUGCACGUUGAUAUUGUAGACCUCCAGAUAUUUGCCGGAGCAAAGCGGUUAUUAGGCCGUACUGUUGUUCCAAGUGAUGCGGCGCAGGUUCGAAAACGGGUAAAGGAUUGGGCGCCAAGUGCCCGAGCCCGGGAUGCUACGUUCUAUGCACUGCAGUUCCUUUGUCAGGUAUUGCUGCCUGAGGAGCGAGUAGAUAUGCCUUAUACAGCGGAUGAUGAUGAUCUCGGAGCACCUCGGAAGCUGGGCGUGGCGACCACUGGCGUUCCAAUCUACUCCGCACGAGAUGACCACCUCUUGAACCGACCAUGGGUGCUCUAUUACGCCUCUCUCGUUGUUUGGUCAUAUGGAUUCGCGCUGGAAGGCCAGACCCAAGCUUCCCGGUCAUACUUCAGCACUCCCGCGGCUCGAUAUCAGGACAUGAGGACCUUUUUGCGACGGCUAGGGGGGGUUAGGUCACCAGAAGAACUAUCAAAUGUUCGGGAUAAGAAUGCUUGUUUGGGGCUUCUGCUGACGCUGCACGACAUGUUUGAGAAAGCGCGAUGGGAGCUUUUAGUUGAAGCCUCGAGACUGUUGAACCAAUGCGUUGCUAUUUCCACCGGUGAAAUCCAGGUUUAAUGGGGGCAUUAAUUUUCUUUAUAUACCAUUUUCUUCAGGGUUUCUUCUGGUUCGAUCUUACUGGGCGGCAUGUUCUGAUUUUUAUCCUUUAGCCUCUUAUGGGCAGGCGCAAGUCUUUUUUGUUCUAUUUUCACGUUUCUGGUUAUCUUUUGGGUCCGGGAGGAAUGGCUCUGGUUUGCUUUUAUAUCUUAUUCGGCAUCGCAUCGUUUUUUUAUAUUACUAUUGUUAUUUGAACUUGUUUGACGAGUUUGAUUUGAGGAAAAAGGAAAACCCCCUUACAUAUACCCCCGCCGGAUCAUACAUGUUUCAGUAUAUAUCACAUAAAUCCCCUCCUGUUAUGUAACCUCUCAGGCCUCUCUUGUUUUUACGUUGUCUGUGCGAAUGGACUACCUGUUUUUUUCCCCUUGCAUAAUCUCGGUUAGUUUUCUUCCUGCCCUUGCUUGGUUGUUUACUGGCAUCACCCCCCCCCCCCCUCUAUUUAUUUCAGAAUUAACACUCAACUGCCCUGCCUCACGCAAUUCUCCCCCCCAAUAGGAUCCGUGCAAGUAUUUUUUGGUUUGGUUUGGCUCGGUGCGGUCCUCUUCGUACUUCGGGAUAUAAAUAUGCUCCCCCCCUUUUUUUGUUCCAGCAUUUCAUUUGGUCUUCCGCUUGCUCUCCCUCGCUGCUUGAUACCAAUCCCUUUUUUCGUUUCCUUUGUGGUGGGCUGUAUUUGUCGCACGGUGUGAACAAAAUGGGAAUUUUGGAAUGGGGGUUUUUUUUUUCUCUUGUGUAGUUUGAAAAGGAACGGAGUUGGAAGCGUGGAAAUGUUGGAAAGCAUGGGGAUUCGAUAGUCGGAUGGGUGGAGGGUGUAUGCCUAUGGGUUUGAAUUUUGAUACCAUUUUUGUUUUUCG